UAGAAGCUCCCCAGCCAAGACGCCACUGCGAAGAUGCUGCCAAAAACUUUGAUUCUGUUUCUGAUCCUGACGAUUGCGGUUUGCUGCUUCUCGGCAGAGCUGCCCAGGAACGCUUACUUGCCGCCGUUCCUGAGCUCCCACAGACUGUCGGAAGGGAUAACUGAUGGAGUGGAGGCUUACCCCCAAGGACCUUCACUGGAAAGCGAGCCUCUGGGAAGAUACGCCCCGAUCUUCCUGGACUUUCCGGCCAUUCAGAGUCCUUUGCGGCAGCAGCAGGAGUACGCCCUGGACCUGCCUUUCGAGGAGAGGCCCCUGGAGUUCGAUAGUGUCCUUGCCGCGUUUUAUUAGUCCUGUUUGAAUGGAAAACAUCUACGAAGUGUGAGCCAAGAGAUGAAUAAAUUGUCAGCUUGAUUCUUGGGUCUUAAGACAUCUUUUUUCGAGUGUAGCAGGACGAGUGCAA
Drosophila ananassae is the source of this 460-nucleotide messenger RNA. RefSeq lists its product as uncharacterized. Bases 34 to 348 code for a protein of 104 amino acids. The transcript has a single exon. Lineage: Eukaryota; Metazoa; Arthropoda; Insecta; Diptera; Drosophilidae. The record is from RefSeq and is a predicted model, not a curated record.